AGACUCCUCCAGUCCUUCCCAGCGCCUGGAGUUCCCUCAGCCCUGCUCGGGACUACGAGGGUUUGCUGCAAGAUGAGAACCUGGAUUUUCUUCUUCCUCUGCCUGGCAGGCAAAGCCCUGGCAGCUCCGCAAGAGGCUCUGCCUGAUGAGACGGAGGUGAUUGAAGAUCUCACCACAGAGGGGCCUGUGGGGGCCAACCCUGUCCAAGUGGAGGUGGGAGAGUUUGAGGAACCUACAGAAGAUGUAGAGGAGAUCGUCGCAGAGAAUCCCUGCCAGAACCAUCACUGCAAGCAUGGCAAGGUGUGCGAGGUGGAUGACAACAACUCACCCAUGUGCGUGUGCCAGGACCCCUCCAGCUGCCCAGCCACCUCCGGCGUCUUUGAGAAGGUCUGUGGCACUGACAACAAGACCUAUGACUCCUCCUGCCACUUCUUUGCCACCAAGUGCACCUUGGAGGGAACCAAGAAGGGACACAAGCUGCACCUGGAUUACAUCGGGCCUUGCAAAUUCAUCCCUGCCUGCCUGGACACUGAGCUAACAGAGUUCCCCCUGCGCAUGCGGGACUGGCUGAAGAAUGUGCUGAUCACCCUGUAUGAGCGCGAUGAGGACAACAACCUGCUGACCGAGAAGCAGAAGCUCAAGGUGAAGAAGAUCCACGAGAAUGAGAAGCGCCUGGAGGCCGGCGACCACACCGUGGAGCUGCUGGCCCGCGACUUUGAGAAGAACUACAACAUGUACAUCUUCCCCGUGCACUGGCAGUUCGGGCAGCUGGACCAGCACCCCAUUGAUGGGUACCUGUCCCACACUGAGCUGGCCCCGCUCCGUGCCCCACUCAUCCCCAUGGAGCACUGCACCACCCGCUUCUUUGAGGCCUGCGACUUAGACAACGACAAGUACAUCGCCCUGGAGGAAUGGGCCAGCUGCUUUGGCAUUAAGGAGCAGGACAUAGACAAAGAUCUGGUGAUCUAAAGCCUCAGCUUCCUCCUCUGCUGCCAACUUUGUCUUGUUUUAACCUUCCCACUUCCUUCGGUUUUCGAACCGCUUUUGUUUUGUUUUCCCUGGGAACAAGGUGCUAAUAUAGGUCUAAACGUAUGUAGUAUCGGUGCUAAGAGAAA
This is a messenger RNA of Gallus gallus (chicken), 1115 nucleotides long. Its product is annotated as SPARC. NCBI's taxonomy places the organism in Eukaryota, Metazoa, Chordata, Aves, Galliformes, Phasianidae. The record is from RefSeq and is a predicted model, not a curated record. The transcript has a single exon. Gene Ontology annotation, molecular function: collagen binding; calcium ion binding; protein binding. Gene Ontology annotation, biological process: anatomical structure development. The coding region runs from base 73 to 969 and encodes 298 amino acids.